AUGUUAUUCUGUUUUCCUCACCUGCAAGACUCCUGUCCUCGAACUCUCCGGCUGUCUGUUAUAAGGGUGGCCAUGUACGCCUUCAUAGUGACCACCAUUCUGAUGACUGCAUGUGGAAAUCUUCUGGUCAUCAUCUCUAUAUCUUACUUCAGACAGCUACACAGUCCCACCAAUUUCAUCAUUUUCUCCUUGGCCAUGGUUGAUUGUUCAUUAGGCUGUUUCAUCAUGCCUUUCAGUAUGGUUAGAUCUGUUGAAGGGUGCUGGUAUUUGGGGAAACAUUUCUGUAAAAUCCAUUCCAGUCUAGACAUGAUGCUGUGUUCUACCUCUGUGAUGCACCUGUGUUUGGUUUCAGUUGACAGGUACUGGGCUAUUUCUCAGCCUCUGCAAUACAAGACAAAAAUUACAACAUUUAAAAUUCUCUUAUUUGUUGUCAUCAUCUGGAUGUUUUCAUUUAUUUUCAGUUUUGGAGUUGUAUUCUCAGAGAUAACUUCAGUGGGUUUGGAGAUGCCUCUUAAUCCUUGUGUGGGUAGCUGUGCUUUGAUUGCUAACAAACAAUGGGCCAUUAUUAAUGCCCUAGUCUUAUUCUUCAUUCCAGGAACUGUGAUGGUCUCCGUGUAUAUGAGGAUUUUUCAUAUUGCUAACAAACAUGUCAGGGUCAUUUCUAAUCGAAUGGCCACAGUGAACUGUCAUGAGCUGAAGAACCAAACAUCAGAGCAGAGAGAGAGGAAGGCAGCUAAAACACUGGCGUUGGUAGUGAUUGUAUUCAUUCUCUGUUGGAUGCCCUUCUUUAUCACCAUUGUUGUCGACCCAUUUCUAAACUUCCUGACACCUGUUAAUAUUUUUGAUGCCCUUAUCUGGUUUGCUUACUUUAACUCUGUGUGCAAUCCUGUCAUCUAUGCUUUCUUUUAUCCAAAUUUUCGGAAGGCAUUCAAAAUUAUUAUGGCAAAAAUGUUUGGCCUGAAGAAUGCUUCACAUGUUCUACAGUCUUGA
Messenger RNA from Chanos chanos (milkfish), 990 nucleotides. Its product is annotated as trace amine-associated receptor 4-like. Gene Ontology annotation, biological process: G protein-coupled receptor signaling pathway. NCBI's taxonomy places the organism in Eukaryota, Metazoa, Chordata, Actinopteri, Gonorynchiformes, Chanidae. Gene Ontology annotation, cellular component: membrane. The record is from RefSeq and is a predicted model, not a curated record. The transcript has a single exon. Bases 1 to 990 code for a protein of 329 amino acids. Gene Ontology annotation, molecular function: trace-amine receptor activity.